Messenger RNA from Linum tenue, 579 nucleotides. Lineage: Eukaryota; Viridiplantae; Streptophyta; Magnoliopsida; Malpighiales; Linaceae. The record is from the annotation of a GenBank genome assembly.
AUGAAGCCACAAGGAAGUAUUUUACCCGGUAAAUCUCGUGUUUAUCGCCAAUGGGAUUCACAGAUGGACAAGAUAUUAAGUCGAGUGUUACUGGAUCAAAUAGUUCAAGGGAAUAAGGGCGAUGGAGAUUGGAAGACGCAAGCAUACCAAGCAGUUGUGGAUCAACUUCGCACUGACUUGGCAAUCAAUGUGACUAGACGAAGCGGAUUAAGCUUUUGGGAUGAAGAUAAGAAGAUGAUCGUAGUAACAGCUGAUAAUAUGAGUGAUUGGCAAUCUUAUUGCAAUGAUCACCCUGAUGCACGUUCUUAUGCGAACACAUAUAUCGAGAAUUGGGAUGAUCUAGUCUUGUUGUGUGCCAAAGAUAGAGCUGUGGGAGAUGGGGCAGAGCAUUAUUCAGAGGCUAAUGCAUCCAUGGCUGAUGAAGAUGACAUGGAGGACGUUGGAUCAGCGUCUACUUUUGGCAACUCAAGUGCACAUGGCUCAAAAUCUCAAGGGAAGAAGUCUAAUGGCGAAGUCAGUUCAGAAUCGCGAAAGAGAGCUAAGAAGGACAGUCAAGUUGGGGAUGCAUGUAUAUGGUAG